Sturnus vulgaris (Common starling) is the source of this 1483-nucleotide messenger RNA. The record is from RefSeq and is a predicted model, not a curated record. NCBI's taxonomy places the organism in Eukaryota, Metazoa, Chordata, Aves, Passeriformes, Sturnidae.
AAGUAAGUUUGUGUUUGCAGAUGGUUUCAGAGCAGUGAGAAACACCAGUUCUUUUUUUGGAGCCAAAUUUCUGAUCUCAUUGCAAGGCUCCUGUCAUGUGGACAGGGUGGGUGGAACUUCUGAUCUUUGGACCCACUGUAAAUAUUGAACAGUGGGCAGGGGCAACGCCGUGUCUCGAUCUUGUGGGAGGCACAGCAGGACUUCACCUUCCCUGUGCUGUGACUGUCCCCAAAGCAUGGGCAGAGCCACGAGGGAGCUGCUCAGCAGAUGGAAUUUCUGUUCAGGGCUCCUGCUUUGCUGGAGAACACGCUCCCUGCAUGGACCAUGCCCAGUGACCACGUUUGGACCAAAGGCCUGCAUGCUGCAGAAUCCUAAAACGAUUAUGCACAUUCAGGACCCAGCAAGCCAGCGGUUGACAUGGAACAAACCUCCCAAGAGUGUCCUUGUGAUUAAGAAGAUCCGUGAUGCCAGUCUGCUGCAGCCCUUCAAAGAGCUCUGUGUGUACCUCACCGAGGAGAACAAUAUGAUAGUGUAUGUAGAAAAAAAAGUCCUGGAAGACCCUGCUAUAGCUAAUGAUGAGAAUUUUGGACCAGUGAAGAAGAAAUUUUGCACCUUCAGAGAAGACUAUGAUGAUAUCUCCAAUCGGAUAGACUUUAUCAUUUGCCUGGGAGGAGAUGGGACCUUACUUUAUGCUUCCUCACUUUUCCAGGGUAGUGUACCUCCAGUUAUGGCUUUUCAUCUGGGAUCCCUUGGAUUUCUUACUCCAUUUAAUUUUGAGAAUUUUCAGUCCCAAGUCACUCAGGUUAUAGAAGGCAAUGCAGCUCUCGUGCUCAGGAGCAGGCUCAAGGUGAAGGUGGUGAAGGAGCACAGGGACAAAAGCCCAGUGCACAAUGGCAUAGAGGAGAAUGGAGUCGUGUCUGCAAACCUGGAGAAAGAAGUGGGCAAACAAAUUAUGCAGUAUCAGGUCCUCAAUGAAGUCGUGGUGGAUCGUGGCCCUUCCUCCUACCUGUCCAACGUGGAUGUGUUUCUGGAUGGGCACCUGAUAACCACAGUGCAAGGAGAUGGGGUGAUCGUGUCCACGCCCACCGGCAGCACCGCGUACGCGGCCGCGGCCGGAGCCUCCAUGAUGCACCCCAACGUCCCUGCCAUCAUGAUCACCCCCAUCUGCCCCCACUCCCUGUCCUUCAGACCCAUCGUGGUUCCUGCUGGAGUGGAACUCAAGAUUAUGCUCUCCCCAGAUGCCAGGAACACAGCGUGGGUUUCGUUUGAUGGAAGGAAGAGGCAGGAAAUAUGCCAUGGAGACAGUAUCAGCAUCACUACCUCUUGCUACCCCCUGCCCUCCAUCUGCUUCCGGGACCCCGUGAGCGACUGGUUCGAGAGCCUGGCCGAGUGCCUGCACUGGAACGUCCGCAAGAAGCAGAACAACUUCACGGUGGAGGAGGAGGAGUUCUGAGAGUCCCCGCCCAGCAGGGCAGCCCCGCAC